Molecule: messenger RNA, 1221 nt
Organism: Stereum hirsutum FP-91666 SS1
Lineage: Eukaryota; Fungi; Basidiomycota; Agaricomycetes; Russulales; Stereaceae
Product: pre-mRNA-splicing factor ISY1
Exons: 5
Coding region: 50-1063 (337 amino acids)
Biological process (GO): mRNA 3'-splice site recognition; generation of catalytic spliceosome for second transesterification step
Cellular component (GO): Prp19 complex; post-spliceosomal complex; catalytic step 2 spliceosome
Source: RefSeq, a predicted model, not a curated record
GCUUUCGUUCCGCGACCGAUUCGCCUUCAGUUCACUUCUUAUACACAAAAUGGCUCGUAAUGAGGAAAAAGCACAGUCCAUGCUCUAUCGCUUUCGCGAGGCGCAAGCCGCAGAGCUUGGCCUCGGUACACGAAGCGAUCGUCGUCCGCGUAUGGCGAGCGCGUGCAAAAGCUUGAGGGAUUGCGAACGGUGGCGUGGAGAGAUUCUGCGCGAGAUCAGUCGGAAAGUGUCGAAGAUCCAGGAUGCUGGUUUGUCGGACUACGAGGUUCGAGAUCUAAACGAUGAUAUCAACAAGUUGAUGCGAGAGAAGAGGCAUUGGGAGAACCAGAUCGUUGCGUUGGGCGGUGCGAAUUAUAGGAGGAAUGUUGCUAUGACGGAUGAUGACGGACGCGAGGUUCCUGGGACGAAGGGUUACAAAUAUUUCGGACGAGCAAAAGAACUUCCUGGUGUCAAGGAACUAUUUCAGUCACGCAAAAAGGAAGAAGACGAAGAGACGGCCACACAGGGCUUUUACAAGCGCUUCACCAAUCAGGGACCGGCUUACUUUGGGGAUCUCGAUGAGGUCGACGGCGAGCUGCUGAAGUACGAGCAAGCGGCAGAAGAGAAUGAGUACGAGGAAGCAUGCGCAAACCUCCGCGAAAUUCUCGGUCUUUCUGCCGACCACCCUCUACCUCCACUUCCUCGCGCCAAUCCAACCCUUCCACCAUCCCACCUACCAACUACUAACGCCCCUCCACAAUCCGACGGCACCAAGCGUAAAGCCCCAGAUCCGUCCGAAGACCAGCAACCAUCCACCGACGACGCAUCAAAGCGUACCAAAGCAAAUCCCUCAGACGCCGCUCCCGCCACAGAUUCUACUGUGGCAUUGUCGAAAGCCACAGAGAACGGUGAUCCAACAAACGAGGAGGUGGUACGCGCCCAUGCGACUGCAGCUGCGGCGUACAUCUCGUUCUUACAGCCCGAGAAUUUGAUGCCCCCGGUCAUGCCGACGAAGGAGCAGAUGGAAGGCGUGUUGUUGGAUCUGAGGAAACGAGCCUUGGUGGAUGAGUAUUUCGGAAACUGAUGACGGCGGAGUUGAUGCUUCUUAGUGCUUGCGGCGCUUGUGUUGAGUUUGCGCUCAGUACGUGUAUCAUUAUUCUGCGAAAUCGAUGACUGUUCGACAUUCCUCUUUGUCGCCUUUUCUUGCUCGCGAUAUGUCUUGCGCAAUCGAACAUAUUUUGG